Molecule: messenger RNA, 1200 nt
Organism: Hyphopichia burtonii NRRL Y-1933
Lineage: Eukaryota; Fungi; Ascomycota; Pichiomycetes; Serinales; Debaryomycetaceae
Exons: 1
Coding region: 1-1200 (399 amino acids)
Biological process (GO): regulation of cyclin-dependent protein serine/threonine kinase activity
Cellular component (GO): nucleus; cyclin-dependent protein kinase holoenzyme complex
Molecular function (GO): protein kinase binding; cyclin-dependent protein serine/threonine kinase regulator activity
Source: RefSeq, a predicted model, not a curated record
AUGCUGAGUAGUGAACCUCGAUCUCCAGGAAUAAGAUUGGGGACUUCGCAAUCAUCGAAUCCAUUCACCAAGAUCGAUCCAUACUUGAAUCAGUACUUAAAUCUACAUCCAACCAAACAAAAUGAACACCAGAUAUAUUUCAAUAGCAUCAUCAAAAGUAAGAAAGUCAAGCAGUAUGAGCUAUACUCCAAGUAUCUUGUACAUAAGUCGCCGUUAGUAUCGAUUCCAUCGCCAAUUUCCACAUACCAGCAUAAACAACCUCAUCAACAAUAUAUCCAUAAAAAAAUUAGUCCAAUAAUACCGGCCAAACAAAGUUUGCAAAUACCCAUAAGUCAAUCACCCAAAAAAAUCAAGCUCACCCCAGAAAUUACCCCAAUAACGAAUAAAUUUAAUGAAAAAAUCGACCAGGUAGAACCCAAAAUAGAAAAAGUUCCAAACAAUUUCAUGAAUUGUUCAAUUGAUAUUUUGAUCAUACUCAUCUCCAGAAUGGUACAAUCGUUAAUAACACUAAAUGAUAAACAGGUACCAUCAUCGAUAUCAAACCCGUAUUCUUCAAAUGAAAAUGCGAAAAAAGUUCUUACUAGAUAUCAUUCAAGAACACCACCCUCGAUAUCAACUUUUACUUACUUGACUAGAUUAUCGAAAUUCAAUAAUUUUAAUCCGGCUACUCUACUAACUACAAUCUACUAUAUUGACUUAUUAUCGCAUAAUUAUCAACCCUUCUUCACUCUAAACAGUUGGACCGUACACCGGUUUUUAUUGGUUGCUACCAUGUUGGCUCAAAAAUCAAUGGAGGAUUUUUUUUAUACCAAUGAUCAUUAUGCAAAAGUUGGUGGGGUGGCCAUUAAUGAGUUGAAUUGUUUGGAAAUCGAUUUCUUAAACCGGGUCGAUUGGCGAUUAAUCCCGGCAAAACAUUUAUCCAACGGUAAAAGAUCGAUUAAAGAUUGUAAAAGCGUUUUGGAUUUAUAUUAUAAUCAAUUAAUCUUAUUAAUGGGUAAAAAUACCAAUAGUUUAUUCGAAGAUUCAAAUAUCAUCUACACCAAUGAAAAAAGUGACCUGGACGAAGAUGACGAUGAGUCAAUGGAUGAUAUAAAUGAUGAUUUUUACGAACAUGAUAAAUAUAAUAACCAAGGCUUUGCCAUUGAUGGCAGUUCAAGCCCCCAUUUGAAAAGAAGUUAUUCUAGGUUUAAUAAUAAAUAG